AUGGCCUCUUCGUUCACUGGACAAGCAGCAGUCCCUCGAGCAGCGGGCAAACGCAAGCGACCGGGUAACAUCAAGGCACUUCCAGAGGCACAACAGGUCUUCAAGGGCCUGGUGUUCUUCUUCUUCCCGAACAAUGACACCAACACUGCUCGUCGGAUGAGGAUUACCAAAGCGGUUGAAUUCGGAGCCACUUGGGUAGUUGAUUGGAGCGAUGAGGUCACCCAUGUCAUAGUGGACAAGAACGUCAAAUUCGACAGCAUGGUAGACUAUCUCAAGCUCACCACAUUUCCGGGUCAAUCGAUCGUUGUCAACGAAUGUUAUCCGGCAGACUGCAUUAUCUAUCGCACGCUAGUCAAUCCGAAGCAAACCAAAUACCAAGUACAGGGCUACGUACCAGCGACUGUUGAAGCAUCGAUCGAUAACACUACAACAUCCACUGCGCAGUCAUCUCACUCGCUGCAACUGAAGCCGGCAAAGAAGGAUCUUGCUCGAGAGGCUAAGACGCCUUCGGAGACUGAUGAGGAAAGCGAGGUCGAUGUCAUACCAGACACCGUCAAGGCAAAACGCGUGCAGGAAAACACAGAACAGGCCUCUGGUGGGGAGUAUGACGAUGCGUUAGAGGAGAUUAUAUCGCAGGCAAAGGGCACACCGCACCUUCCUAUAGAUAUAGAUGACGAUGAAAACAGCUCCCCGAACGCCAGUGAGGCCGAAGAGACAGACACGGAAGACGAGCGGCCCAAGAAAAUACCCAGGAAAAAGACAGGCCCAUCAAACGAACACUUCCAGUGCAUGCAGAAGCACGACGGCAAGAGUACGGACACUAACCCCAACGCGAAGACCAUCGAGAUCCUCACGGCAAUGGGCGACUACUACGAGCAAACGAGAGACGAGUGGCGCUCGCGCGCCUACCGCAAAGCCAUUUCCAGCCUCCGCAAACAAAACCACAAAAUCACCACGAAGGAAGAAGCCCUAGAACUGCCAUGGGUAGGCUCGCGACUGGCCACGAAAAUCGAAGAAAUCGUAUGGACGAACCACCUCCGACGACUCGACAACGCGCGACUAGAGCCCACAACCGCAGCAAUGCAGACCUUCCUGGGCAUCUACGGGGUCGGCCUCUCGCAAGCCAUGAAAUGGGUGCAGCGCGGCCUAAAAACGCUCGCGGAUCUCGAGACGCACAACGUGCCGCUGACGGCGAACCAGCGCGUCGGCAUCGCGCACUACGCCGACUUCAACGCGCGCAUUCCCCGCGCUGAGGUCGCGCUGCACGCUGACGUGGUGCGCCGCGCCCUAAGCGCUAUUGACCCGUCGUUCACCGUCACGGUCGCGGGGUCGUAUCGCCGUGGCGCGGCCACUUCUGGUGAUAUCGACUGCUUGAUCUCGGCGCCCGGGGCGACGCUCACACGGCUGCAGGCCGUCGUGUUCGAGGAGUUGGUGCCGGCGCUGCAGCGGGCGGGGUUCUUGAAGGCGGCGCUGGCCGCGAGUGCGAGCGGCGGGCUCGGCAGUGGCAGCGGGACGAAAUGGCACGGCGCGUCGGCACUGCCUAUCUCUUCUCCCUCUCCCGCUCCCUCUACCGGGACCAGUGACGGUGACGGUUCCGCACCCCCACCCCGCGGGAUCUGGCGCCGCAUCGACCUGCUCCUGGUGCCCGCCUCCCAGCUCGGCGCCGCGCAGCUCUACUUCACGGGCAACGACAUCUUCAACCGCAGCGUGCGGCUGCUGGCGAGCCGGAAGGGCAUGCGCCUGAACCAGCGCGGGCUGUACCGCGACGUGCUGCGCGGGGGGGGGCGGGAGAAGAUUUCGGAGGGGGAGCUGGUCGAGGGUCGGUGCGAGCGCCGCAUCUUUGACGUGCUGGGCGUGCCGUGGCGCCCGCCCGAGCAUCGGAUUUGUUAG
This is a messenger RNA of Aplosporella prunicola CBS 121167, 1890 nucleotides long. RefSeq lists its product as uncharacterized. NCBI's taxonomy places the organism in Eukaryota, Fungi, Ascomycota, Dothideomycetes, Botryosphaeriales, Aplosporellaceae. Gene Ontology annotation, molecular function: DNA binding; DNA-directed DNA polymerase activity. The transcript has 2 exons. Gene Ontology annotation, cellular component: nucleus. Gene Ontology annotation, biological process: double-strand break repair via nonhomologous end joining. Bases 1 to 1890 code for a protein of 629 amino acids. The record is from RefSeq and is a predicted model, not a curated record.